AUGGGCCAUUACACAGAAAACGAUUUUUACCUGAACAAGUCAGCAUCUCCCAUGGGGGAUGCAGACAAUAAUGAAAAUGAUAAAAAAUGUUUAUGGGUCCCUGAUGAGGAGGUAACUAACUGCUACAGCUGCAAUGCCCUCUUUAACGUGAGGGUAAGAAAACAUCAUUGCAGAGCAUGCGGAAAUGUAUUUUGCUCCAACUGUUCAGACAAUAAGAUAAAAAUUAGUGAAUACAGCUAUGCAGAGAAAGUUCGAGUAUGUGACAGGUGUUUUGUGGAAAGGUCGUCUCCCCAAACGUUGUUGUUGCAAGAAGAUUUAGGAGCAAGGAAACAAAUAAAUCAAGAUUUGAAGAAAGCGCUAAGUGAGAAAAUGGCCAUCGUGGAGAGAUUUAAAACAUUCCUGCUAGAAUUUGACAGCGAAAUUUUAAACAAUAGUGACCAUGCAGAAGGCUCCAAUGAUGUCAUGUCCUUGUUGAAUAGGGGAGAAAAAGGAUUGAAAGACUUGAAUGACAAAAUAAGGAACUAUGAUUCCAUUAUUGAAAAUCAGAAAAGGGAGUUAGAAGAGCUAAAAAGGGAAAAGGAACAAAAAACAGAACUUAACAAAAUUUUGCACCUAAGAAAUUAUGAGAUUCAACAAAAAAAUAUGAACAUAAAAAAUCUUGUUAAGGAAAAAAAUGAACUGACUUUAGUGAAGGAAGAAUCCGAAGGUAUUAUCCAUUCUUAUAAGAAACAGGUGGAGAAACUAAUUAUAAGGUGUAACCAACUUGAAUUAGAGAAGAAGAAAAACUAUACCGAUCAAUCAAGUAAUUAUUCCUUUACCAACAGCAGUUCUCAGUCCUACAGGAUGAAUUCUUAUAGGUUUCCUCAGAACGAGAUGAGCGUAUCCUACACGAUUGCCCAUGGACCCUCGGAUGACCCGGAGGACGAAAACUGCUGCAACUACUGCCAGAGGAGGGGGUGCUCGAUUAUGUGA
Messenger RNA from Plasmodium knowlesi strain H, 972 nucleotides. Its product is annotated as FYVE and coiled-coil domain-containing protein, putative. Bases 1 to 972 code for a protein of 323 amino acids. Lineage: Eukaryota; Apicomplexa; Aconoidasida; Haemosporida; Plasmodiidae. The record is from RefSeq and is a predicted model, not a curated record. The transcript has a single exon. Gene Ontology annotation, molecular function: metal ion binding.